Messenger RNA from Orbilia oligospora ATCC 24927, 480 nucleotides. RefSeq lists its product as uncharacterized. The record is from RefSeq and is a predicted model, not a curated record. The transcript has a single exon. Lineage: Eukaryota; Fungi; Ascomycota; Orbiliomycetes; Orbiliales; Orbiliaceae. The coding region runs from base 1 to 480 and encodes 159 amino acids.
AUGGAAAGCCCUCUGAGAAGAUCGAUUAUUGAUACUUCACUGUUCCCUCAACCCCCAUCCAGGAACCGUCCUGCGAUUGCUUCUUUUGGUUCUCCUGCUCCCGGUGCUGCUUCUGGCUAUCGCACACCGACUCAAUCUUUCUUUCGUCAAUCCACCUCCUCUACCUCUUCCUCUGCCCCAUACAGCCCACCCCGUCAUUCCAAAGAGCGUUCAUUCUCAACGGCCACAGGCCAUUCUAAGACUUCAUCGUCAGACUCUCGUUCACAUUUGACGUCCCUUUCUUCUCGUUCUUCCCUUUAUUCUGAAGAUAACGACUUUGAUUCCAUUGAUUCUAAAAUCAAAUCACCAUUGACCAUUGCAACGAGUAUUACGAGUUCUGCCGAAAGCCCAGUUGAUCCUUAUUUCAAGAUCCACCAUCAUUCAGCUCCUCCAAAAUCGCCUGUUCUCGAGCUCUUCCGUAGCCAGUUGGCCGAUAAGUGA